UGGAGGCGCAAAGCCUUCGGAGCGGUGGCAGACAUGGAGUGUAUCCGGCUUUUGAGGCAGCGGCUACGGCCUGGCGUGCACUGUUUCUUUGGCAGGCGGCAUUGCUGCACUUGCAGCAGCCGCUGUGGUCCGCUCCUGGGUGGAAGCUCGUGGCGCUUUCCAAGCGGGGCUCCGCUGGGGUGCGGAUCCGAAAAGUGCCGGUGGCGCAGAAGUGGCGGACAGACCUUACUUUGCGCAUAUGCUCUUUCUCAGCAGUGCAGUACAGAGGUGACUCAGGCUACUUUAGCCAGUGUGGCACCAGUGUUUUCAGUGAUGAAAUUUGAUAAAGAAGGCAAUGUUAUCUCCUAUGAAAGAAAGAAAACAGAAUUAUAUCAGGAACUAAGUCUUCAAGCCCGAGAUCUACGGUUUCAACAUCAAGUAAAUAUAACACCCAGGAACAACAAAAUUAUUAUGAGAAUGGAGUUUUUGAAGGCUGUGAUAACACCAGAGUAUCUUCUAAUCCUAGACUAUCGCAAUACAAAUCUGGAAAAAUGGCUGUUCCAAGAACUGGCAUCUCAGCUAGCUGGAGAAGGUCAACUAGUUACAUAUUCUUUGCCAUUUGAAUUCAGAGCUAUAGAAGCACUGCUGCAGUAUUGGAUCAGCUACCUGAAUGGCAAACUUAGCCAUCUGCAGCCUCAAAUUCUUGAAACUCUGAAUGCUUUAGUGGAUCCUAAGCUUUUGUCCCUGGAUAGGAGUAAAGUCCAUAUCUUACUGCAAAAUGGAAAGAGUUUGUCCGAAUUAGAAACUGACCUUAAAGUUUUCAAGGAGACGAUAUUGGAAAUCCUAGAUGACAAAGAAGUCAUGGAAGAACUGUGUCUGACUAAAUGGACAGAUCCAGAAGUAUUUGAGGCGAGUCUCUCUGGAAUUGACCACGUGGAGGAGAUGGAACUGCUAUUGGAAAAUUACUACAGGCAGGCAGAAGAUCUUAUGAAUGAAACCCGGGAACUUAAAAUACUGAUUGAUGAUUCUGAAAGUAUCAUCUUUAUCAACUUAGACAGCCACCGUAAUGUUAUGAUGAGGUUAAACUUGCAGCUGACCAUGGGUACUUUUUCAAUCUCGCUUUUUGGAUUGAUGGGAGUAGCAUUUGGUAUGAAUUUGGAAUCAUCAUUUGAAGAGAACCAUGGAAUGUUUUGGCUGGUGACAGGAAUUAUGUUCCUAGGCAGUGGCUUAAUUUGGCGGCGCCUGCUUACAUUUCUUGGGCGGCAUCUAGAACCAUCAAUGUUCCCACCAAUGCCGGCUUUAUUGAAAAAAACACAGUCAGCCAAUGGAAAAGUAGAGUUUAAGAAUGUUUUCAAAACAGAAUCCUUUGAGUCAAGCAGAAGUACAAUGACCAGCCAAUGACAUGAAUACUCCAGGGUAACUUGAACUUGAGACUAUCAUCCUGGAUUUACUUUUCCAAAAAAAAUGUAGCAGCCUUUACCUUUUGACUGUGUUAUAUCCCAAAAAUACGAAGUUAAAAAUCUUCUGUUAUGGAGAGAAGACUUCAGAGUUUUGAAUACCCCAGUAAAACGUAAAUCAUGUAAAUGUUAAAAGUAUCCCCUUUUUUCCUCUAACGCCUUCUGUGGGAAUUCGGACAAAAUUUAACCUUUUGCCAAUAUAAGAAAACCAUGUCUACCCUAAUAAUAGUUUCACACAUAUUCCUUCGUAGGUAUAGUUCAUAAAAGGAAAAAAGUGUUGUCUAAAUUAUUUCUAAAGAGUGAGAUAUAUUUAUAUAAAAAUAGUAUUAUCUCUGAUAAAUUCUUUUUUGAAAAUAAUAUACCAUAAUGUUAAUUUCACGUUGUAUUGUUUAGAUUUAGUAUUUUGUAAAGAUACUGUUUUAUUGUUCUUUCUUCAGUUAAUGGAUUCCGAAAGGUAAAAAGCUUAUUUCACUCAAUUUUAUAUUCCUGUCAUAAUUACCAAAAAUAGAGUUACUAGUACUGUUUUAGGAGAAAGCUCCCCCAUUUUAAGGCAACUUCAUUUGUUUGUGAAGCUUGUGGUGCCUCUUUAAAAAGGAGCUCAUGAGAGAAGUAAUACUUGCUUGCAGAAGGUUGCCAUGAGGCAGGCAGCCUUGUCAGAAAGCUGAGAUUCACAUUGCAUCACAUCAGCUGGGCUCUUUGGCAAAAACAGAAAGGUAAUUUGGGUGCUUGCUGAGCCCUGGAGCUGGGAGAGGAGCAGGCCAAGUCCUGCAAGUUCCUUGGGCAGCCAGAUGAGAAGUAGGCCUUGGUUUACAGGCUGCAAUUGCCCUAUCACCUCUACAGACCAUCUUUAGGCUCCUUUGCAUAGCUGAAUAGUCACUUGGAAGCAGGCCGAUGCCUGGAGAAAUUCCAUGGGGCAGGCCCUUGGGUGGCUGGAUGGGAAGUAGGCCUCGGCCUAAAGCAAGAGUGGGCAUUUAAUUUUCCCAAAGAACAUGAGAAACGGACUCUUGUGGAGGGAUGUUGCUGUAACCAUCACAAUCACAUCGCUGCCAUUGUCCAAACACCACUACCACACUUUUAUUUUAUUUAUUUUUAUUUAUUUAUUUUUGUCAUAACAAUAUACACAAGCAUAACACAAAAAGAUUAUAUAGUAUAUAAACAUAUAUAUGAGGAGAAACAAGGAAGUAUAAGCAUAUAUAUAUAUAUAUGGAACUAUAUAUAUAUAUGGAAAGAAACAAUAGGACAGGAACGGUAGGCACGUUUGUGCUCUUAUGCACGCCCCUUAAAGUCCUCUUAGGAAUGGGGUGAGGUCAACAGUGGAUAGAUUUUGGUUAAAGCUUUUGGGGUUAUGAGAAGAGACCACAGAGUCAGGUAAUGCAUUCCAAGCACAGAUAAUUCUGUUACAGAAAUCAUAUUUUCUGCAAUCCAAACUGGAGCGGUUGACAUUAAGUUUAAAUCUAUUGGUAGCUCUUGUGUUAUUGUAGUUGAAACUGAAGUAGUCAUUUGCAGGAAGGACAUUACAACGGAUGAUUCUAUGAGCUAAACCCAGGUCCUGUCGAAGGCGAUGGAGUUCCAAGUUUUCUAAACCCAGGAUUUCAAGUCUGGUGGAAUAAGGUAUUUUGUUGGUUACGGAGGAGUGGAGAACUCUUCUCGUAAAAUACCUCUGGACACGCUCAACUGUAUUGAUGUCAGAAAUAUGGUAUGGGUUCCAGACAGGCGAGCUGUAAUCAAGAAUUGGCCUAGCAAAUGUUUUAUAUGCUCUGGUCAGUAGUGUGGUGUUUUUGGAAAAGAAGCUACGUAGGAUUAGGUUAACAACUCUUAGAGCCUUUUUUGCUAUGUAGUUGCAGUGGGCUUUGGCACUUAGAUCAUUAGAUAUGAAAACUCCAAGGUCUUUGACAGGGUGGGGGUCAUCUGUAAGGUAAUGUCCAUCAAGCAUGUACUUAGUGUUUGGGUUCUUUUUUCCAAUAUGUAAGG
Molecule: messenger RNA, 3407 nt
Organism: Ahaetulla prasina
Lineage: Eukaryota; Metazoa; Chordata; Lepidosauria; Squamata; Colubridae
Gene: MRS2
Product: magnesium transporter MRS2
Exons: 11
Coding region: 34-1380 (448 amino acids)
Biological process (GO): mitochondrial magnesium ion transmembrane transport
Cellular component (GO): mitochondrial inner membrane
Molecular function (GO): magnesium ion transmembrane transporter activity
Source: RefSeq, a predicted model, not a curated record